This is a messenger RNA of Oxyura jamaicensis (ruddy duck), 1380 nucleotides long. RefSeq names its product annexin A8 like 1 (gene ANXA8L1). Lineage: Eukaryota; Metazoa; Chordata; Aves; Anseriformes; Anatidae. Gene Ontology annotation, cellular component: cytoplasm. Gene Ontology annotation, biological process: endosomal transport; endosome organization; negative regulation of serine-type endopeptidase activity. Gene Ontology annotation, molecular function: calcium-dependent phospholipid binding; calcium ion binding. The record is from RefSeq and is a predicted model, not a curated record. The transcript has 13 exons. The coding region runs from base 201 to 1181 and encodes 326 amino acids.
UGUGAGAUCAUACGUGCAAAACAGGUUGAGCAGUGUCUGCGGGCGUUGCCCCAUGGAAUUUGUAGAUAAGGAUGGGUUAUACCUGCCAGUUCUCAGCACAGAGUCCAGUUACAUUCUGCUGCUUCCAGAGGGAAUAAGCCUGCAGAGGAACACAGUUAUUCUAAUUUUCUUGUGGCCCAGGUAUCACUACCAACACUGAGAUGGCAUGGUGGAAGGCUUGGAGCGAAGCAGAAGGCGUGUCUGUGACAGGUGCUUUAAACUUUGACCCCGUACCUGAUGCUCAAACCCUCUACAAGGCCAUGAAAGGGCUUGGGACUGAUGAACAAGCUAUAAUUGAUGUCCUAACUAAGAGGAACAACAUGCAGCGUCAACAGAUUGCCAAAUCCUUCAAAGGACAGUUUGGAAAGGAUCUGAUUGAAAGCCUGAAGUCUGAACUGAGCGGCGACUUCGAGAGGCUCAUUGUGGCUCUCAUGUACCCCCCGUUCAAGUAUGAUGCAAAGGAGCUCUAUGAUGCCAUGAAGGGUGUAGGAACAAGUGAAGGUGUUAUCAUAGAGAUCCUGGCAUCACGAACAAAGACGCAGAUCAGAGAGAUAAUCAAGGCAUACAAAGAAGAAUAUGGUUCUGACCUGGAAGAAGACAUAAAAUCAGAAACAAGUGGCUUUUUUGAACAGAUUCUAGUUUGCCUUCUUCAGGGUGAGAGGGACAAUGCUACUUUCUAUGUGGAUACCGCGUUGGCUCUCCAGGAUGCAGAGACUCUCUAUGCUGCUGGGGAGAAGAUACGGGGCACCGAUGAGAUACAGUUCAUCACCAUCCUGUGCACGAGGAGUGCCACGCACUUGAUGAAAGUGUUUGAAGAAUACCAGAAACUUGCUGGUAAAAGCAUAGAAGACACCAUCAAAAGCGAGACUAGUGGCUCACUAGAGGAUGCUAUGCUGGCUAUUGUGAAAUGCACGAGGAACAUCCAUUGCUACUUUGCAGAGAGGCUAUACCAUGCUUUAAAGGGGGCUGGCACCCGCGAUGGGACCCUUAUAAGGGUGAUUGUUUCUCGAAGUGAAGUUGACUUAAAUCUCAUCAAGGCUGAAUUCAAGCGGAUUGCAGGACAGUCUCUCUCCAGCAUGAUUGUGGAUGACACCAGCGGUGAUUACAAGACAGCCUUGCUAAAUCUCUGUGGCAGUGACUGACAAAGUCUAGGAGGAAGAUGCUGAAAUGGAUACAGAAAGCAAAUUAAGAGAAUAAGUGCCUGAAAAUGCACACACAGAAAAUCCUUCCGUUGAUUCAAGGAGGGUGAGGGGGUGGGAGAGAUCAAUUUAGUAAAGAUUUCCAAAGCUCCCUGGGAAACAUGGAUGCUUAGUACACAUUAAAAACUGGCUACUUCCAUAA